Molecule: messenger RNA, 2418 nt
Organism: Nasonia vitripennis (jewel wasp)
Lineage: Eukaryota; Metazoa; Arthropoda; Insecta; Hymenoptera; Pteromalidae
Gene: Gga
Product: ADP-ribosylation factor-binding protein GGA3
Exons: 12
Coding region: 472-2364 (630 amino acids)
Biological process (GO): intracellular protein transport; vesicle-mediated transport
Cellular component (GO): trans-Golgi network
Molecular function (GO): phosphatidylinositol binding; small GTPase binding; ubiquitin binding
Source: RefSeq, a predicted model, not a curated record
UGGGCGCCCUUGUCGCUCUCGCGACACUUGUGUUCUUAAAGUUGCCAAUCUAGUCAAAAUACACGUUAUCACACUACAAUCAACUUGCGAACAGAGCUUGCGCAUUACCUUACGCAUUAUUGAAAGCUGCUGUAGCAUUCACUAUCCCUUAGACUUUCCUUUUUACAAAUUUCUUAUUCUUAUUCAUUUUUACCUUAAUAAUUAUUUGAAUGAACUUCUAAACAUAACGCGUAAUUGAUGUGAAGAAGAAUUAUUUUAAUGUAAUUGAAAUUUAAUAUCCAUAAAAUAAUUUCAAUUACAAUAAUUUAUCAAAUUUAAUUAUAAAUGUUAAUAAUUAGAUACUCGAAUCAAAAAGUAUUAAAGAUUGAAAUAAUGUUUCAAAAACUAAAUCAAUUGCUAUAAGCAAGAUCAUAAAUAUAAUUUAUAGUUUAAGAUGUAGUUAUAAAACUACUGUACAUAUGUAUUAUCAGAAUGGAUGUAGUGGCCACAAGUUUAGAAGCUUUAUUACAAAGAGUGAUUAAUGUUCAAAACCAGGAAAUUGAUACUGCUGCGGUUGAUGCAUUUUGUGCUAUAAUUACUAAAGAAGUCGAUAGCAUCCCCUUGGCUACCAAACUUUUAGCAUUUUGGAUCCAGUCUAUAAUUGAAAGACAGGCUCUACAAGCUUUAACACUUUUAGAUACUUGUAUGCAGAGAUGUGGACCAUUAUUCGUUUCGGAAGUAGGAAAAUUCCGGUUUCUGAAUGAAAUGAUAAAAUUAGUUUCACCAAAAUAUCUUGGUACCAAAACACCAAUAUCAGUACGAGAGAAGGUAUUCUGUUUAUUGCAGCAAUGGAUAAUAAGUUUUCCUCGUGAAACUAAAAUUAAGGAAGCAUAUGAUAUGUUAAAAAAGCAAGGAGUGAUUAAGGACGAUCAUUAUAAUUUCAUUAAUUAUUCUGGAAUAUUAAACCAGUCAAACAAAAUAAAAAAUCCUAUUUUUGACGAUGAAGAGAAGGCAAAACUUUUACAAAACCUCUUAAAAAGCAAAAAUCCUAGUGAUUUACAUGCCGCAAAUCGUUUAAUUAAAACUAUGGUUAGAGAAGAUGAAAAAAGAACUCAACAAGAAUUACGUCGAGUCAUGGACUUGGAAUGCAUUCAUAAUAAUGUUAAAUUACUAUCGGAUAUGCUAGAAUCGUACAUACCAACUCAAUGCAAGAAGGAUGAUAUUGAAUUAAUGAAAGAAUUAUAUGAAGCUUGCGAGCAUUUACGACCAACUUUGGAAAGGCUUGCUGAAGAAACACAAAACGAUGAAGUAAUGCUACUUGAUAUUGUUAGCGCCAGCGAGGAUUUAGAAAAGGUUUGUAAUAAAUAUGUACUAAAGUUACUGCCAGAUCAAGCUUCACAUUUAUUAGACAGCACUACAGAGACUCAAGAUACGCUACUAGAUCUUAGUAGUCCGGAAACAGUAAGAUGCUCAAAUACUGACAAUAUUAACAGCAGCAAGGAAUAUGAUGACUCUAUUAACUGUCAGUCUGAUAUUGAUCUUCUAAAAGAUAUUUUUGAAUGUCCUAAAAGCCAAGAAGUAUCCUUUCAAUCAUUGGAUGCACAACUUAUGCUUUCGAAUGCACCAAUAAUGCAACCAAUUAACAUUAGAGACACAACAAGUAAAGAUAUUCUAGAUGAAACUAUGACACAGCUACAUAAAUUUGAAGAAAAUGUUUUAAAAAAAAGUUCCGAUAUUAAAAUUCACAAUCCAUCAAUAUCUGGUUGUGAUAAAAUAUCAAUAGCAUCUAUUGACACAUUACUAAAUAAAUCCGAUAUUCAGUCUUUUACUGGAGUAAAUUUUAUGACUUGCAAGGAAGAUAAUGAAAGUGCGGAAGAAUUAGAAAGUGCAUUUGGCAAUGCAAAAUGUAAGAAUCGCAAAAAAACAAAUAGAUUAGCCGUGAAAACUCUUGGAAAGGAAUUUGAAAUUGAAUCUCUUGCUCAUAUAAAUAUUAACUUAGAGACUAUUACACCAGGAAAUAUACCUCCAGUGACCGUUAUUGAUAAGCGCAAUGGAAUAACUGUACUAUUACAUUUUGCUAAAGAUAGUCCAAGAUUCGACGUAUCCGUUAUCGUAGUUACUACAAUGAGCACCAGCAGUAAACCUCUUAAUGACUAUUUAUUUCAAGCAGUUGUACCAGAAAAAUGUAAAUGCAGACUGCAGCUACCUUCAACAACUAAGUUACCAGCGCAUAAUCCGUUUUUACCUCCAUUAGCAAUCAGUCAAAUAAUGUUAAUAGCAAACCCUUAUAAGGAAAAACUAUCUUUGAAGUUUAUGCUUAGCUAUUCCAUGGAUGGUGAAACAAUCACUGAAAUGGGUGAAGUCGAACAGCUUCCACAAAUGUAAUACAUCAUGCUUUGAGUCACAAUCAUGAUAAUAAAAAUGUAUUUAUCUGUUUCA